Molecule: messenger RNA, 1149 nt
Organism: Tripterygium wilfordii
Lineage: Eukaryota; Viridiplantae; Streptophyta; Magnoliopsida; Celastrales; Celastraceae
Product: DNA repair RAD52-like protein 1, mitochondrial
Exons: 4
Coding region: 68-601 (177 amino acids)
Biological process (GO): double-strand break repair via homologous recombination
Molecular function (GO): DNA binding
Source: RefSeq, a predicted model, not a curated record
ACCCAAAGGCCAAACAGUAACAGUGGCAGAAGACGAGAAAAGGGGGUUUUUUUUGUCCGAGGAAGAAAUGGCAGCGGCAAUGUCUUCUCUGACUAGGUCACUCUCCUCUUCGUCUAGUUUCCAGAAAAUGCCUUCACAGGCAUCAUUGCCUCUGUUUCAGUUGCAGAGCUACCUCUGCUGCUUCUAUUCUUCCAAACCUUCUUCUUCUUCUUCUUCUUCUAGAGUGAAAACGGAGAAAGCAGACACUGGAGAGCUGCUGAAUGACAUCGAAGACGCCGUACCUACCUCUGGUAUCAGCAGGCCACUCUCGGAGGUUCUCAAACAGCUCAACAAGAAAGUCCCUGACUCUCUCGUCAGGCUCCGCCAUGACGGUGGCUUCACCGUCAAAUACGUACCCUGGCAUAUUGUCAAUCGGAUUAUGAACCUACAUGCUCCAGAGUGGUCUGGUGAGGUCAGAAGCAUAACGUAUUCUGCUGAUGGAAAAUCUGUAUCUGUUGUCUAUCGUGUUACCAUCUAUGGGACUGAUGCUGAGUCUUUGCAUUUCCAAGAAAACAACCAGAACAGUGAGGUUCAACAAGCCGGUGGGAGAAGAGACUCGUGAGCUUUCCUUAGUGCUUAGUUCGCACCUCUCUAGAUCAGGCACUUUGUUGAUAUGACAUUGUGAAGCACAAUGUUUUUUUUAAUGCUUUUGUUGGGGAGAUAUUGACGGAGGAUGUGUGCAUACACGCACACCCGUAAGUGUAUGUGGCUAGCAUACACUUUUGGAACUCAUCUAAACCUAAAACCUUAAGGCAAUAGGUUAUGGGUGUAUCCAUGUAUAUUAACCACUUGACUUUCUUUUAAUUAAUCGAUGUGAGACUCUAAUCACAUGUGUAUAUCCCAACAGCUUUGAUAUAGUUGGGGAGUAGUUCUUUUUGUUAGCAAAACUAAUAAUACAUUUAGUAAAUUAGCUGUAGUUGUUUUGGGCACUAGGAAAUUUGUCUUGUAAAUGUUGGAGAGUAAUUUGGUGAACUUUAUGGUUUUGUAUGUUUAUGUAAAUAUGGAUAUAUUGUGAUUCCUUGCUCCCCUCGAUGCAAUGCAACCCAACUACCCAAGUACAUUCAUUUGCAAGACGCAAAUUCUAUUAUAUCAGGGGGGUAUUUUUCCUUC